UCCAGCAUGGACCUGCCGAUUUCGGCGUUUCCCCACCAUCGACGGCAGUCGACCUCGGAGCUACACAACCUGCUACUAACACUGGACGGCACGCUUCGAUAAGACCCGUUACAUAAUGCCGCUUGUUGGACCGUAGUUUGGCAGUUUAAAAGCUUCAGUAUCUCGCCAUCAGUACGCUUCCAUCUCAAGCUCGCAUUGUCGUCGACAUUUAUUGAACAUGUUAUACACCUUGGCCUUGCUCAACCUAGCCAUUGCGAUUGCCAACGCGCACUCGCAUCAUCAUCCGGAGAGGAAUGACUUCUCACAGGAUCGUCUCGAUGAACUAGAAAGGAAAUGGGGUACAGAUUGGGGCUUCUCCGGCGUCUCGACUUUUGCCCAUCUUCCCCACAGUCGCUGUCUCACCCAUCCAGAGACCGCAUACGACAUUGGAAUCAUCGGAGCGCCAUUUGAUACUGCAGUCUCAUACCGCCCGGGGGCCCGUUUUGGUCCACGUGCCAUUCGCGCUGGGUCAUCCCGCCAAACGUCCUUCCGUGGUUUCAAUCCACGUGCCAAUCUCAACCCGUACACCUCGUGGGCGACCAUAGUAGAUUGCGGCGAUAUCCCCAUCACCCCUUUCGACAAUGCACUUGCUCUGCGCCAGAUGAGCGAGGCAUUUCAAGAGCUGGCUAACAGAGCUUCUACUGCGAAUGGCCUGGCAAGCUCAACUGAAUAUUUGCACAAGCCCAAAUUGGUCACACUGGGUGGGGAUCACAGUAUCGCACUCCCUGCUUUGCGAGCACUUAACAAAGCAUAUGGGAAGCCUGUAGCCGUGGUGCAUUUUGAUGCCCAUCUUGACACAUGGCACCCUGCAAAGUAUCCAUCGGCCUGGAUCGACCCAGAAGAUCCAUCCACGCAAUCAUUCUUCAACCACGGAAGCAUGUUUUGGUUUGCAUCCACUGAAGGGCUGAUCGCUAAUGGUUCCUCUGUGCAUGCUGGGCUCCGCACACGCCUAUCUGGCGACAACGACCAGGACUACGCGGAUGACACGAAUCAAGGCUGGCAUCGCAUUUCCACCGACGAUAUUGAUGAUAUAGGCCCGAAAGGCAUAAUCCAGUCCAUCAUGGAUCGCGUUGGUACAGAAAUGCCGGUAUACCUCAGUAUCGACAUCGAUGUGAUUGAUCCAGGCAUGGCCCCUGCUACUGGAACGCCUGAGCCCGGAGGCUGGACAACAAGAGAGUUGAUCCGGAUACUAAGAGGGAUCGAGGACUUGAACGUUGUGGGUGCAGACAUCGUGGAAGUCAGCCCGGCAUACGAUACCGCUGCUGAGACCACAGGCAUCACCGCUGCGCAGGUAGCUUACGAGGUGAUCACGAGCAUUGUUCGUAAGGGAUUAAAGGAGCAAGCGAAGACUGGGACGGUGAAGGAACAGACACGCGAUGAGCUGUAA
Molecule: messenger RNA, 1426 nt
Organism: Periconia digitata
Lineage: Eukaryota; Fungi; Ascomycota; Dothideomycetes; Pleosporales; Periconiaceae
Source: the annotation of a GenBank genome assembly